Messenger RNA from Darwinula stevensoni, 1680 nucleotides. Lineage: Eukaryota; Metazoa; Arthropoda; Ostracoda; Podocopida; Darwinulidae. The record is from the annotation of a GenBank genome assembly.
AUGAUGGAAAGGACAGAACCCGUGGCAAGGAGGAAGAUAAUGCUGCAGAAAGAUUUGAAUGAUCACACUUGGCUGGCGACGGGCGUUACCGAAUUCUUCAGGACGGGACCCAGCUCGUGCGACGUCGUCCUGCUGAUCCAAGACGCGAAGUUCUACUCCUGCAAGGCGAUCCUCGCCGCCGUCUCCCCCUACUUCAGACAGAUGUUCUCCUCCGAGGACUUCAAGGAGCCUUCCCAGAGGGAGGUCAGGCUGGAGGGAUUCACCGAGACGGGAUUCAGGCUGGUGUGGGAUUACAUCCACGGGGCGAGGAUGUACGUGGAAGGAGAGGAUGGGGCGUUGGCCGCCCUGCAGGACGCUCAUUAUCUAGGGCUGAAGCGCUUAUGCGAGAAGAUAAGUAAAACGCUCGUUGAUUUCCUGACGCCGGAGAAUGCAUUUCGUACCCUCGGUAUUGCGGAGCGAUAUGAGUGCCAGGAUUUAAAAGAAGCAGCCAAUGCAGCCAUUUCGGUCCGGUUCAACCAGGUGAUCCACACGGCGGAUUUCUUGAGCGUGUCCUUCAAGGCCCUGACCUCGCUCUUAGAUCGAGACGACUUGGAAGUUUCCUCCGAGAAAGACGUGUUUGAGGCGAUGAAGAGAUGGGUAGAUCGAGAUGAAAGCAGGAAGUGUCACCUGCCCGAUCUUAUUGACAAAAUUCGUCUACCUCUUCUACCUCAUGAGUACCGCAAAAAAUUAAUAAUCGAGGAUCCUGCUAUAUCCAACAACCCUAGAUGCCUUCGCGUGUGCAUGGACGCGAUGAACUAUCACGUCCCUGGGCUGCGACAUACCGUCCCUGGGGGGAAAUCCAGGCACCGUGGGACUCUCUCUCACAAGAUAUGGUGCUUCGGGGUCAAGGAUCAUGAAAGGAAAAUCUAUCGCAUCGAUCCGAACGAUUGGAGCGUGGAUGACGUCACUCAACGUCCAGGAGGUGCGUACGUCUAUCAGCCGUUUAGGAAGACACCAACCAACAAAUGUUUUGCUGGCAUCCGCAGAAAACUUUACUUGAUUGGAUGCAGUGAGAUGAAGAUUUUUGACGUAGAGAUGGGUGAAUGGGAGGAAGGUCCUAAACCUCCGGACUAUAUCCAAUGGCCAGCAAUUGCGUCAUCAGCUUCGUCCUUGUUUAUUUGUGGAAAUUACGAUCAACAAAGGAGAACUGUAGGGGGAGUGUUACAGUUCAAUGCAGAGUCAGCGGAUUGGAUUCUCCUGACCCCCAUGAAGUAUGCAAGGUACGGUGCUGGAGCCCUUUAUAAGGAUUCCGUCGUCAGUGUCGUUGGUGGUAGUUAUCCAAACAGCACGAAGCACGAGCGUCUCGAUCUCCGAACUCCCAAUUGGAAAGAAUUGGCCGACCACCCUCAGGGCACAAUAUAUCCAGGCCUCGCUUACGCAGAAGGUGGAGGAAUCGUCGUUGCAGGGGGAAGUGGCAAAAAGGAGGUAUAUGCCUAUGACGCGAGGAAGGACGCGUGGCAGCAGUGGCCCAGCAUGGUGGAAGAACGCCAAGGACACGGUCUCGUCUCGCUCGACGGGACGCUCCACGCCGUUGGAGGGUAUUGGAAUCCUUCCGUCGAGGUCUUCGAUGGGACGGGAUGGGAAGUUGUGAAGAGAUUUGAGUUGAAAACCUGCGAGAAAGCAUGUCGAAUGUCUCUUUGA